AUGCUUCUUCAGAUAGCCAUCCUCCUCGUCUCGGCCCUGACGGUCAAUGCCGGUUCCAUCCGGAGGCAUUGCCACACUGGCCCGCCUGGGCCUCCCGGGCCUCCCACCGCUGGUGGACCUCUUGACCCAAGUGACCCUCCUCCAGCACCCGUUGUCACUCCUACACUGCCAGUUCAUGGUGGAUCGAAGGAGCUUGCUGGCCCUGAGCCCCUUGGCUUCAAGUCAGUGCUUAUUGGUCACGGUAUCCAGAAUUACACCUGCCCCGCUGCUGGCGCGAAGGCUACCGCCACUGGUGCUCUCGCUGUUCUCUGGGAUAUUGCCCCUCUCUUUCCCGGUUCGGGCCCUCUUGCUCUUUCCACGGAAGCGUGGGCGGCCGUGACUGUUAAGGCCCUGCACACCACCGUUAUCCCGCUGAACCUUGCCGCUGACGCUGGCCGACCUUACGCUGCAGACCCCAGCGCGCCCUUUCCCGCGGCCGCGGACCUGACUCUCGAGGGUGUCCGGGUUCCGCUCCGCUUUGCUGGCCAUCACUACUUUGCCGGCUCUGUUCCCACGUUCACUAUGGGCGACGCCCUCUUUGUUGGCAAGAAGAACGACGGCAUCGCUGCUCCGGCCGACGCCGACAAGGGCAUCACCGGCACCGGCACGAUCGACUGGCUAAGGCUUGGUGACACUGGCUCCUCGCAUGUCACGACCCUGGCCUACCGCGUCUACACUGCUGGUGGUGUCGCUGGCCCCUGCACCGGGGCCGGCCAGGCCGAGAGCGUCCCUUACACAGCCCAGUACUGGUUCUUCGGCUGA
Microdochium trichocladiopsis is the source of this 801-nucleotide messenger RNA. RefSeq lists its product as uncharacterized. Lineage: Eukaryota; Fungi; Ascomycota; Sordariomycetes; Xylariales; Microdochiaceae. The transcript is spliced from 2 exons. The record is from RefSeq and is a predicted model, not a curated record. The coding region runs from base 1 to 801 and encodes 266 amino acids.